Messenger RNA from Carya illinoinensis, 2091 nucleotides. RefSeq lists its product as uncharacterized. The transcript is spliced from 6 exons. NCBI's taxonomy places the organism in Eukaryota, Viridiplantae, Streptophyta, Magnoliopsida, Fagales, Juglandaceae. The coding region runs from base 1 to 2091 and encodes 696 amino acids. The record is from RefSeq and is a predicted model, not a curated record.
AUGAUUGAAGGAAAUGGAGAAGUGACAAAUAAUAAUGCAAGCCUCGGUGAACUAAUUCCUUAUUCCAAUCAACUGGUGGUUUUAGAAAUCAGUGUACCAAGUAUUUGUUGCUUGCCAGAAGAAUUGAACUUCUGUAAUUCUGAUUUCAGAUUUAAUAUAAAUGGUAGAGACGAUGGGAGGUAUUUAUUUGAAAAUACUUUGGGACUCAAAAUGGAGGAUGCAAGUGAUCUUGGGGAACACCGAACAUUUCGUUCACUGUUGAAGAAAGCUGUAGUUUUGUGGUUGGAUAUUGCAAAAAAUUCAAAACAUAUAUGGUUUGAGAAAGAGCAAAAAAGAAUUUUACCAUGCAGCUUGAAGGAUCUAAAAUUUUCUAGAUGUGAAGAUUUAGAAUAUCUACUCGAAGGCACAUCGGAUGUUACUCCACCUAAUACCUUCCAUCUCUUGGAGUCACUAUCAUUAAAUAACUUACCAAGGCUCAUUGGAAUCUGUAAUUCCAUGGAUUCAGUUGAGGUUGAAAGAGGAGGUAGCACUACACCAACAACCGUCGCUCAUAAAUUAUUUUCAUCCAACACCAUUUUGUGGGUACCCAAGUUGGGAUCCCUUAAUGUAGAAGACUGUAGAUCACUAGAAGUGGUAUUUGAUCUGGAAGGACUAAAGGUUAAAGAGAACUGCAAGCCUAUCCUAGCAGUACUUUCUUAUCUACAUUUACUGAACUUGUCUAGGAUGUCACAUGUGUGGAAGAAUAUUCCACAAGGAUUUCAAGGCUUUCAAAACUUAAUAUCAAUUAAUAUCAAGAAGUGUCAUACACUGAGAAAUUUACUCCCUGCUUCUAUAGCAAAACUACUUGUGCAACUACAGGAGGUUAUAAUAUGGGAAUGCAACUUGAUGGAAAUUAUUAUUCAGAGGGAGUACGAAGCUAGAGAAGAAAGGAGAGUAGAUAUUUUGAGUAGUGAAGCCCAUUCUCUUAAGUGGCCAUCCAUAAAGAAUAUCGAAUUGUCCAAAUGUCCAAACUUAAAAACAUUUGGUUCAGAAGUUAAAAGUAGAAGAAAGGAAAGAAAGAUGGAUGCAGAAUUGGAUCCAAGAGCCCAAGAGCCUAGUGCCGCCUCCUCCUCAGCAAGAGAAUCUUCAAGAUGUUUUAACCGAUGCAUGGAGUCUUGUGUACCACGUCACAAGAAUUAUAGUCCAGCCCAACGAAAUAGCAGAUCCUCUUUAGGAGAGAAUAAACACGACUUAAUUAACAAAAAGAUUACAUUGACAAAGCAAGGGGAGGAAAAUGUGAAUGAGACUAAAAAUCAAACAAAGAUGUUGUCUCUGUUUCCACACAACUUGAUUGAAAGUUUGGAAAAUCUACAAAAACUGAUUGCAUAUCAAUGUGAUUCAUUGGAAGUGAUAUUUGAACUUGAGGGACUAAAUGCUGAAGAAAGCAAUAGCUUCAACAAUUUGACAAAGUUGUCGUUAAGAUAUUUAUCAAAGUUGUUGCAUAUAUGGAAGAAAGGCCCACGAGAUAUUAAGGGAUUCAAUUACUUGAGAUGGCUACAAGUAUGGAAAUGUAAUAGUUUGAAAUGUUUAUUCACACCAUCCAUAGCAAAACUUCUUGUGAAAUUAGAGGAAAUAGAAGUACAUGGCUGCAAUGAAAUGGAAGCAGUCCUUGCAAAAGAAUCAGGAGAUGAAGAGAAUAGAGAUGUGAUUGUAUUUCCUCUAGUGAAGACCCUCGAGCUCAUGAAUUUACAAAAGUUGGAAUGUUUUUACACCGAAGAUAAUCAUGCUUUUGAAUGGCCAUCUCUGGAUGAAAUAACAAUAGAUGGAUGUCCUGAAUUAAAAAUGUUUGCUUCGACAAGUGCAAAAACACCUAAGCUAAAGGGAGUGUAUACGUUGCCCGAACCUCCUCCACUACUGAAUGAAAGAGAUUUUCAACCAAUGAUAGGAGACCUCAAUGCCACCAUACAACACAUUAUCAAGGGAAAGGGGUUCAAUUAUUCAUAUCUUGAACUGGCUACAGCAACAGUUUCUACAUUUCGUCCUAGAUCUCAAAUUAAGAACAUGUCUCCAUGGGCACAAGAAGGCCGGUCCUCUUCUGAACAUUUUGUGUAA